UUAAAAUAAAAAUCGUCAAAUCAAAAACAAAUAUUUGUGUUAUGAACCAACUGAAACAAAUCCAUGCACACACACUCCGCAAUGGCACCGAUUUCACGAAUUUCCUAAUCUCAAAACUACUCGAAAUUCCAAACAUUCCAUACGCCCACAAACUGUUCGACCUUAUUCCUCAACCAGAUAUCUUCCUUUCCAACAAACUUAUUCAAGCAUUCUCUACACAUGGCCCAUUUCACACUUGUUUCACACUCUACACCCAAAUGUGCGUCAAUGGUUGUUCCCCAAACCAACAUACUUUCACUUCCCUUUUCGCCGCUUCCGCCAAACUUAAAUCCCCACCACACGGCGUCGUCCUCCACGCCCGUUUGGUUAAAUCAGGUUACGAGUUUGAUAUUUAUGCGUCUACUGCGUUAGUUGAUAUGUAUGCCAAACUGGGGUUGGUAUGUUUUGCGCGAAAAGCGUUUGACAAAAUGGUGAUCCGGGAUGUACCUGCUUGGAAUUCUUUGAUUGCAGGGUAUGCGAGAAAUGGGGAUAUGGAAGGAGCUGUGAAAUUGUUUGAUAUAAUGCCGGUUAAGAAUGUGGUUUCUUGGACUGCUAUGAUAUCUGGGUAUUCACAGAAUGGGAGGUACGGGGAUUCUCUUAAGUUGUUUUUGGAAAUGGAGAAAAUGAAAAAUGUGCCACCGAAUGAGGUGACUAUAGCUAGUGUGCUUCCGGCUUGUGCGAGCCUUGGAUCAUUGAAGGUUGGACAAAGGAUUGAAAGGUAUGCGAGGGCACGAGGGUACCUUAAGAAUCUGUUUGUGUGUAACGCGUUAUUGGAAAUGUAUGCAAGAUGUGGUAGGAUCGAUAAGGCUUUGUCGAUAUUUGUAAAAAUUGGUGCAAGAAGGAACUUGUGUUCUUGGAAUACUAUGAUCAUGGGUUUGGCUGUCCAUGGAAAAUCUAAUGAAGCUCUUCAGCUUUUCCACCAAAUGCUGGGAGAGGGUAUUCUACCAGAUGAUGUCUCAUUUGUUGGAGCAAUACUUGCAUGCACUCAUGGAGGAAUGGUAAAGAAAGGCAGAGCACUUUUCAAAUCAAUGAAAAAAGACUUCUCCGUCACUCCUAAACUUGAACACUAUGGAUGCAUGGUUGAUCUUUAUGGUCGUGCUGGAGAGCUGCUAGAAGCCUACAAUCUUAUACAAACUAUGCCAAUGAAACCAGACUCGGUAGUUUGGGGAACUUUGUUAGGUGCAUGCAGUUUCCAUAACAAUGUUGAGCUGGCUGAGAUAGCAGCCGAACGUCUUUACAAGCUAGAGCCAUGGAACCCAGGUAAUUACGUAAUUUUAUCCAAUAUAUAUGCGAAUACAGGGCGGUGGGAUGGUGUUGCAAGGCUAAGGAAGAUGAUGAAGGGUUCUCAGAUCAUAAAGGCGGCAGCAUAUAGCUUUAUUGAAGAAGGAAGUCAAGUCUAUAAGUUCAUUGUUGACGAUAGAUCACAUCCGAGAUCCAAUGAAAUUUAUUGGAUACUAAAUGAAGUUUCUACAAAGAUGAAGGAGCAUCAUGAUGAUGCAUCUAUUUUGGAAUGCUUAGGCUGAGAACAAUUGUCUGUGAUUAUUUUUCCAUCGGAGGUCCAAAGUAAAAUGAAGUAUUCGAAUGUAGUCAUUCUUCACUUGAAAUUUGAAGCUGAGCUGAGCAGAAUCAGAGAUUCUGUUACAUUUUUCAAGGCCCUUUGAGCUUCUAUUAGCCAAGUGCUAAGGCUUAUAUGGUCAAAGAUACGAGCUUGAUCUACCAAGACUUACUCUUAUGGUACGCUGCUCCUGUAGAUAGAAACAACAAGAGACUCCUAACCUGGAAAUGUGGAAGACUUUGGCUAUGUUCAAAGAAGUCAAAACAUUGGCCGGCACUCGUGUUAAAUGUUAGAUUCCGUUCGACAUAAUACCUCAUGAGGUUUUAUACUGUUUUGUUUUCAUUCAGAUGUUUAUGUCUCUUGUUAAUCACUUACCAAACAACUGACUGACAGAACAAUUAUUGUUAGGUGUGUUUUCAGAGUUUUAGGCAUAGUAAACCUGUUUAUUUCUUGCUUUACUUGGAUCUUAUAAAUUUUUUUGAGUAAUGUUCAUCGAAGAUAUGA
Messenger RNA from Erigeron canadensis, 2098 nucleotides. Its product is annotated as pentatricopeptide repeat-containing protein At5g08510. The coding region runs from base 42 to 1562 and encodes 506 amino acids. The record is from RefSeq and is a predicted model, not a curated record. The transcript is spliced from 2 exons. NCBI's taxonomy places the organism in Eukaryota, Viridiplantae, Streptophyta, Magnoliopsida, Asterales, Asteraceae. Gene Ontology annotation, molecular function: RNA binding; protein binding. Gene Ontology annotation, biological process: RNA modification.